AUGUGCAACUCCGAUGGAGAUUGCAGGCCCUUGGGUUUCUUGUUGGGUCUUCCCUUUGCCUUUCUCUGCCUCCUUCUCUCAAUCGUCGGUGUAAUUGUCUGGAUUGUUGGAUUGUUCCUGACAUGCAUAUGCCCCUGCUGCUUGUGUCUUACCAUAAUAGUGGAGCUUGCGUUAGGGUUGGUGAAGGCUCCACUGCAUGUCAUGGAGUGGUUCACUUCUCAGAUCCCUUGUUGA
Messenger RNA from Sphenostylis stenocarpa, 234 nucleotides. The record is from the annotation of a GenBank genome assembly. NCBI's taxonomy places the organism in Eukaryota, Viridiplantae, Streptophyta, Magnoliopsida, Fabales, Fabaceae.